CUUCACUUCCUCCCCUAUUUUUUCCCCCAUUUUCACAUCUCAUCUCUCCGGCCAUCUCCACGGCCUUCCGACGAACUUUUCCGACGACAUUUAAAAUGCAAGACGGCAUAAACGGUUACUUCGACGCAAGCGCUGAUCGGCGAUUAAGGUCGCAUCUCCAUCAAAAUCAUCACCAAGCUUUAAAGUGUCCACGUUGUGAAUCACUAAACACAAAAUUCUGUUACUACAACAACUACAAUCUAUCUCAACCUCGUCAUUUCUGCAAAAACUGUCGCCGAUACUGGACUAAAGGUGGUGUACUAAGAAACGUCCCUGUCGGAGGCGGUUGUCGGAAAUCUAACCGAUCUUCAAAGGUGAAAACAUCUUCAAUAGAUCGUAAUUCGAAUUCUCAUUCUAGUAGCGACGCAUCAGCAUCAACCGUCGCUAAUACUGAGGCGACAACGUCAGUUAGUUCGUCAAAUUCAGGAUCAAAUCUUAUGAACUAUACAUCAUUCUUCGAGUUUCCUCCUCUAAUUGAAUUCAAUGAGAAUGAUUUCGCGCCGUAUAAUUUCGAUCUACAGUUGCAAGAAGAAGUUGAGAAGAUGGAUAAGACUGCGGUUAACUCCGGCGACGGAGCAGUUGAUUGGACGGCCGGAGAAUGUUACUGGACACAAUGGCCAGGAGAAGCAAUGUAUCUUCCGUAAUCUUUUUUUUACAUAAUAAUAAUAAUAAUUAAUUAAUAUGAUAAUAAUAAUGUGAUAUAUUAAUUUGAUUUGGAAAAAUGAAGAAAGGGACAAAAGGGAGUCUGUAACAGAAACUAUAUAUAGAACGACUAUUUAUCUAUUGUAAAUGUAUUUAAUUCUUCUUUCUAUAUUUAGGGUUUAUAUAAUUAUUAUUCAGUUUUCA
Molecule: messenger RNA, 885 nt
Organism: Impatiens glandulifera
Lineage: Eukaryota; Viridiplantae; Streptophyta; Magnoliopsida; Ericales; Balsaminaceae
Product: dof zinc finger protein DOF5.4
Exons: 1
Coding region: 96-683 (195 amino acids)
Biological process (GO): regulation of DNA-templated transcription
Molecular function (GO): DNA binding; DNA-binding transcription factor activity
Source: RefSeq, a predicted model, not a curated record